This is a messenger RNA of Aureobasidium subglaciale EXF-2481, 1721 nucleotides long. RefSeq lists its product as uncharacterized. NCBI's taxonomy places the organism in Eukaryota, Fungi, Ascomycota, Dothideomycetes, Dothideales, Saccotheciaceae. Gene Ontology annotation, molecular function: FAD binding; kynurenine 3-monooxygenase activity; NAD(P)H oxidase H2O2-forming activity. The coding region runs from base 51 to 1574 and encodes 507 amino acids. The transcript has 3 exons. The record is from RefSeq and is a predicted model, not a curated record. Gene Ontology annotation, biological process: NAD+ metabolic process; quinolinate biosynthetic process; L-tryptophan catabolic process. Gene Ontology annotation, cellular component: mitochondrial outer membrane.
CGAGAAAUCAUCUUGACUUUCGUAUCUUUAUUUCGUAACUUUACACAAAAAUGUCCAAGCAAAAGACUGUUAUCGUAGGUGCUGGCCCUGUUGGUGCUCUUGCAGCACUCUAUGCCGCUGGUCGUGGCCAUGAUGUUGAGGUCUACGAACUGAGAGGAGAUCUCAGGGAUCCAUCAACUGUCCCACUGAACUUCACCAAAUCCAUCAACUUGGCUCUUUCGGAAAGAGGUAUCAACUCGCUGAGGAAGGCCAAUGUUCCUGGCUUGAUCGAAGCUGUGCUGGAAGAGACUAUCCCUAUGCAUGGCCGCAUGAUCCAUGGAGCCAAGCAAGAGGUGCUAUAUGAGGAGUCUCAGAACUAUGAUAUUCAUGGAAGGGCCAUCCGUGCGGUUGACAGAGCAGGUCUGAACAAGCGUCUCCUUGAUGAGCUAGACAAUCUACCAAACGUCAAGUUCUUCUUCAAUCACAAGCUGGUAGGCGCUGAUUUCAGGAAGAACAAGGCAUGGUUUGAGAGACGAGACGAAGGCGUGCGACAAGAUCACGCUCAGAACCCAACACAAGGAAAAGAUGCACCUCACGCAUCUUCGGAAAUCGAGGUACCAUUCGACUUUAUGAUUGGUGCAGAUGGUGCUCACUCAGCUGUACGGUACCACUUGAUGAAGUUUACUCGCAUGUCAUACCAGCAGGAGUACAUCGAGACGCUAUGGUGCGAGUUCCACAUGGAUCCUUCGGCAACAGAUGACUUUCAGAUCUCAGCGAACCACUUGCACAUCUGGCCUGGCGGCGAGUUCAUGUUCAUCGCUAUCCCAUCUCUGGACAAAUCAUUCACCUCGACGCUUUUCCUUCCUGCAAAACACUUUGCCGAACUGGACAAGAAUCCUUCAUCGCUGGUAGACUUCUUCAACAAGAACUUCCCUGGUGUGGCAGGCAAGCUUAUUCCCGAGGACGAGUUGUUGAAACAGUACAAGGAGAACCCACAUCUACCUCUGAUCAGCAUCAAGUGUUCACCAUACCACUACGGUUCCUCUGCCGUCAUUCUCGGCGACUCGGCACACGCAAUGGUACCUUUCUACGGUCAAGGCAUGAACGCCGGUCUCGAAGACGUCCGGGUUCUCUUCGAACAUCUCGAUGCAAACAGCGACGACGCAGCUGGUCGCGCCAAAGCACUCGAUGGCUACUCAGAUCAGCGCGCACCCGAUGCAGCAGCCAUCAACGAUCUCGCACUCCGCAACUAUCAGGAAAUGCGUGCAGAUGUGACGUCCCCUGUCUACCGUCUCCGCAAGUGGAUUGAGGAAAAGAUGAAUGUAUAUUUGCCAUCCGCGGGAUUUGCAACACAGUACUCUCGUGUCAGCUUUGACAAUAUGAGAUACUCCGAAGUGGAGCAGCUGGCACAGAAGCAAGGCAGGAUUUUGCUUGGUGGUAUGGCAGGCUUCGUCGCAUUGUUGAUUCCUGCAAUGGCCUAUGGUAGUUGGGCUAUCUGGAGAUGGAAUCGCGCAUCGCAGGCUUCCAAGGCGGGUGUCUUUGGUGUUUUGGGUCUAGGUGCUGUCGCUGAGCGCAUCGGAAGAGUCUUUACUUAAGAAGCCAACCUUUGACGACUGUACGAUUUGAUGCUGAAGAAGAAAAGCAAUGUAUAAUCACGCAAUAGCAGAAUAGUAUAAUGUCAAACUCUCCUCAACAGAAUUUCGAGAUCCUAGAAACCACUUUUUGUCUAGUCGAAGAUCUAG